This is a messenger RNA of Myotis myotis, 7117 nucleotides long. RefSeq names its product KIAA0930 ortholog. Bases 84 to 1454 code for a protein of 456 amino acids. The record is from RefSeq and is a predicted model, not a curated record. Lineage: Eukaryota; Metazoa; Chordata; Mammalia; Chiroptera; Vespertilionidae. The transcript is spliced from 10 exons.
GGGCGGGCGGCGCCGGGGCGGGGGCGGCGGGGCACGCCGGGUGUCCCCGCGGGCGCGGCGCGGGCGAUGAGCCGGGGCCCGGCAUGGCCUCUGCGCGGCCGCCGGGCUGGGCCUGCGCCUCGGCGCCCGCGCCCGCGGGGCUCCGGGUCGGGCCACCUGUCCUGCCCGCCGCCGCCGCCCCCGAGCCUGCGGGCAGCGCCGAGGCCGAGGAGCGCUCGCUGCAGCGCAUGCUGCGCGCCAUUGCGGAGGAGCGCGGCCGCCUCAGCCUGCGCCGCGAGGUCUGCGGCCUCGGGUGCUUGAAGGAUGACCGCAUCGCCUUCUGGACCUGGAUGUUCUCCACCUACUUCAUGGAGAAAUGGGCGCCACGGCAGGACGACAUGCUCUUCUACGUGCGCCGGAAGCUGGCGUUCUCGGGCACCGAGAGCGGUGUCGACGGGAGGAAGCUGGCGGAGGCUGAGCCCGAGGUGGAGGUGGAGGUGGAGGUGUACCGGCGGGACUCCAAGAAGCUGCCAGGCUUGGGGGACCCUGACAUUGACUGGGAGGAGAGCGUCUGCCUGAACCUCAUCCUCCAGAAGCUGGACUAUAUGGUGACAUGUGCCGUGUGCACGCGCUCUGAGGGGGGCGACAUCCACAUCCAUAAGAAGAAAUCCCAGCAAGUGUUUGCGUCCCCUAGUAAACACCCCAUGGACAGCAAAGGGGAGGAGUCUAAGAUCAGCUACCCCAACAUCUUCUUCAUGAUCGACAGCUUCGAGGAGGUGUUCAGCGACAUGACUGUGGGGGAAGGAGAGAUGGUCUGUGUGGAGCUGGUGGCCAGUGACAAAACCAACAUGUUCCAAGGGGUCAUCUUCCAGGGCUCCAUCCGCUACGAGGCGCUCAAGAAGGUGUACGACAACCGGGUGAGCGUGGCCGCCCGCAUGGCGCAGAAGAUGUCAUUUGGCUUCUACAAGUACAACAACAUGGAGUUCGUGCGCAUGAAGGGGCCCCAGGGCAAGGGCCACGCGGAGAUGGCCGUCAGCCGUGUGUCCACUGGUGACACGUCCCCCUGCGGGACUGAAGAGGACUCCAGCCCGGCUUCGCCCAUGCACGAGCGGAUGACCUCCUUCAGUACGCCCCCCACCCCGGAGCGGAACAACCGGCCCACCUUCUUCUCCCCGUCUCUCAAGCGGAAGGUGCCCCGGAACCGCAUCGCCGAGAUGAAGAAGUCUCACUCGGCCAACGACAGCGAGGAGUUCUUCCGAGAGGACGAUGGUGCAGCUGACCUGCACAACGCCACCAACCUGCGGUCCCGGUCCCUGUCUGGCACGGGGCGGUCCCUGGUCGGGUCCUGGCUGAAGCUGAACAGAGCGGAUGGAAACUUCCUUCUCUAUGCACACUUAACCUAUGUCACCUUGCCGCUGCAUCGGAUCUUAACAGACAUCCUGGAAGUUCGGCAGAAGCCCAUCCUGAUGACCUAGCCGUGCACGGAGCCCCCGGCCCGGCCCUGGAAGUACUGCCAAGUGCCUACCUGUCCACCGCCACCGGGGUCUCUGUGACAGCCCAGUGCCGGAGCCGGAGCCAGGCGGGCCACUCCACCCCUGGGCCAGGGCCGACUCCAUGAACACCAGCCCAAACUGAAGUGCCUCUUCCUCCUCCCCCGCUGGCUCUGCUCCUGCCCUGUGCCCACCCCCAUCGCCCCGGCCCGUCUCUGGAGAGCCCUCUGCACCCACAGACAACCACGGACGCCAGGAGGCCAUCGAGAGAGCGAAGGAGCAGCAGCGUCCAGUGUCCAGACCCGCCGACCCCAGGUGCUCGUCCCGCUCAACAGCAGGCAGGACCGUCCAGCUGGGGCACCCCGCGUGCCCACUGUCUGCACCUCUUAAGGAAGCGUUUACGAUUUUGCAGUUCCGUGCCAAUGAACCUCAGCGUCCGCGUUGGUCCCAACAUGUCUGUCCUCCCUAGCGUGGUCCUAAAGGGGGCACCCUGGGGAGAUGGGAGCACAGCUGUUGGAUGGUGUGGCCCUGGGCGGGAACAUGUCACCCCAUACCCGGUUCCAGGAAGGCCUCGAGCUCAGCAGACAGGCCCUGAUCCCGCCAGAAUGGCCUUCGCUUCCAGCCAAAGAGCACCGCCCGCACACCUCCAACCGGGAGACAUCCCGCUCCAGGCCUCGGCGCUGAGCCCAGACCGUGGACUGAGGACAGGGGAGGGCUCGGGGCCAGACGGGAGGGUCGGGGUGGGUGGCGUUGGCAGGCUCCUAGGAAGGCUCAUACUCCUUGCGCUGGGAGGGGCUGGGGUUUCAUCUCUGGUUUUCUAGAGAUUACCUCCCUUGCCUGAGUGUGCUGGUCCCAUUUCUCAGACCAACGCACUGAGGCGAAGGGGAAUUGGCUUCUAUGCGGCCGGUAUGGUCAGGUGUGGGUGGCACAGGAGCCCCGGGCUUGCCUGUGGUCUGGUGCCAGCCAGGAUCUCCGCCUGUGAGGAUGCACGUGCCCUUCUCAAAGCCGAGCCCUCAGCAGGAGGCCUGGUCAGCCCCCUGGGAGCGGUCGCUGGUCUCUGUUGCUUCGUGGCUGGGUCUGAAGUCCCUGGAAAUACCUGAGGGAUCCUGCUGUGCAUUAGAGGACCCCUUGGGGGGGCAGGAUAGGAAUUGAGGGGCUUGUUCCGUCUGUUUUUAUUCUGUGCUCCAAGGGUUUGCACUGGGCUCCGGGACAGGGACUAUGGGGCUUUCUCUAGAUUUUGUAUGCUGUUAUUAAAAGCGAGCUGUUGCAUUUCAUUCUGCCUCAGUUUGCCCACCUGUAAAAUGGGGCUGAUACCACCUACCUCACUGACGUCUCCAAGUUCCAGUACACAACUGGGUCAGGGUGCAAUCGCCAGCCAUUCUGCACCACUGGGGUCAGGGGUCGGAGUCUGGCUGCGAAUCUCCCUCUCCCCUGUCCUCGUCACCCCCUCCCCACCCUGAAGACGUUGGAUGGGGUUGAGUUUGAACAUUCUGGUGUUCUCUGCCGCCCAGCUUGUGCUCAGCGGUGCCCCGCUCCGCACAAUUUCGAGUUCCGAAGCAGCGUCUGAAGCAGGGUCGCAGGGCAGGCCAGAGCGGGAGCCGAGCCGAGCCUCGGAGUGAGCCCACGUGGCCCAGGGCUCCAGGCGCCGAGGGUUGUUGGGAGGCCGAUCGCAGGCCCGAGCUUGGGUCCCAGGUGGCUCUGCAGUGUCCGUUCUCUCCUGGUCAUCUGGGGUCUGAAGACUGGAACUCGGUUCUUGGGAGAAACGGUCCUGACGUAGCUCCCUUGGGGGGGGAUGAGCUAGUUCAGCACGUGCAGGAGGCAGGGUCCCCCCGUCCUCAGAGGUGGGGAGCCCCAGAAGGUUCCCCGCUGAAGCCAGCGGUUGGCCCAGCUCCAAGGCGUGGCCACUGCUCCUGGUUGGGCCGGCGAGUCAGACUCCUGGGGACCUCGCGGGGCGCUGGGGGCCAGAGCAGUAACGGGAAGACGCCAGGGAACUCAGACACUUGCUGGCAGCGGGGUCACGUGCUGGCUGGGCUCCGAGAGCUCGCCCCGCGUGUGCAGCCCUGGAACAGCACUCGGCGGUGGCUGUUCUGCAUCCAGCACGCAGGCAGCGCCUGCACGUCGUGUCAUUGUCCCAUCUUACCGACGAGGAAGCCGCCGGAGGUGAAGUGACCGCCCAAGAUUGACCGCAAGCAUGGCAGGCAGGAGGCCACCGCGGCUUCGCCCCGUUCGCACUGAGCCCUCACACCGCUGCCCAGGACAGAUGGACGGAUGUUGGGUGGAGCUGACCUUUGUCUUUAAAUCCCAAAGGUCCUGUGAUACUGGAUUGAAAACCUGCUCCGAGGUGCUUGAUGACUGCGGUGAGCUGUUACGCCGAGGUCUGAUUUUUCCAAGUGACAAAUGGCAUCAGUAACCAGUAACAGGAACAAGUGACAGGACCAGAACCCGUCUCCAUGGGUCUUGGUAUGGGUCCAUCUUUACUUGUAAGGCCAGCUUUAAUUUUCUGGGGACACGCCUAUCGCGUGUUAUGCAGGGAUGACGUGUGCGUAAACUUCUUGAAUGGGAAUUGGAAUCAAAAGUCCAGUUUUUCUUUGAAGAAACCUACGUGUCACAUUAAUCAAGCCCACAACCCGGGCAUGUGCCCUGACCGGGAAUUGAACUGGCAACCUUUCAGUGCAUGGGACAUGCCUAGCCAACUGAGCCACCCUGGCCGGGGCUAGUUAGUAGGCAUUUUAAGAAUGAAAUAAAAGAUUUUUUCCAUUAAAACACAUUCCACGGGGUAGUCCCUAUGCAGUUGGUAUAUUCUAAUGACUUGAAAAAUCUAUUUGACACUGUUAUAAUAUGGUGGUUUUAAAUCGGCCAAAAUCCUUUACAGGCUUACAUAUUACAAGUCUGCUAGCUUUUUAAUGAGACUUAAUAGGUUUCAUACAUACAUACAAGUUGUCUCAAAAAAUGUAUACACACUUGAAAUAAUUUAUUCAUUCCAGUGGGUUAAACCUGAAAAGAAACAUGAGCUAGCUAGCAGCUGAUGAAAUGUGUGUACAUUUUGGGGACACACACACACACACACACACAUAUAUUUCAGUUUUCCAGUUUAGCCAAAAUUUAGUUUUAUAUUCAGUUUCAUAAACCAGUAUCUGUUGACAUGACAUUGACUUCCUGCUCAGGCUUUCUCUCGUCUUGGAACCAGAAAACAAACUUCCCUUUAAAAACCCACCUAGUAGGACACAGCCCGAGACACGACAAUGCGGUGCUGGCUGCCCUGCCCUGGAGCUCGCGCCGCCUUCGCAGCGUCUGCGGCCGCCCUCCAGCAGCUGUGCUCUUGUCAAGCAGCCGCAGUGCCAGCUCCUCAGAGACCAAGACGGAGGCGGCCUGGGAGGGGAGGAAGGUGCGUGCUGUCACUUCCUCUUCCCUUUCCCUAUGGACUUGGCAUGGACUUGACCCUCAUGGAGAGAAGCCUCCUGCCCUGACUCGGCCCUGGAGAACUUGGAGCACCACACGCAGAAGCCAAAUCACUGACCACCGAGUGGCCUGGGGUCGGGCCGAGUUCUGCAGGUAGAGCCUCGGAAGGGGAGGAAGCCAGACACUAGGAAGCGCUUAGAGCCGCAGCCGCCUGGGGCCCAGCAGGCCCCAAACCCGCUGAGUGUAGGUCGCACCGCCCUCACCUUCCUCGCCCUUUGGGCCUCACUGCACAGAAGGUGGGGCGAUGUGGGUGUGAAUCCUACCUCCUGUGCUUUCCAAACAAGUUCUCUGCUGAGACCCACAGGAAACCUGUGGAGAUUUUAACUUUGAAGCCGUAACUAAAGUGAUUUCUGCAAAAGCAGCUUGGCGACACGCACUGAACACCUUCAGGUCGGAUUGUCAGCGAGUUUCCAUCGUGAUCAGCGGCUUCCGGUCAGCGGCGUCCGGUCAGCGGCGUCCGAUUCCGCGGGAGCCCCGUCUAAGCCGUGCUCGCGUGGCUCUCGGCUGUGCUCACGAGGCUGCGUUCCUCUUGGAAGUUGGUUGCAUGGUGACUAUUACGUUUAUUUUUUCUCCGUGUCUUCCUCUACCGAACUUGUAACUAGUUAUUGUUUUGUCCACGAGGGCAUUUCAGGUGAGACGCAGCUAUUACAGCAAUGUGGAAACAGUGAUGGAACCUUCUUUUGCCCCCCAAACGUUUCUUACUGUUUGGAGUCCUGACACAAGCUGCAUUUUUGACCUGUUGCCGGGGACUGACAGAAACCACCCCGUGCCCUAACCGGUUUGGCUCGGUGGAUAGUCGGCCUGCGGACUGAAGGGUCCCAGGUUCGAUUCCGGUCAAGGGCAUGUACCUUGGUUGCGGGCACAUCCCCAGUAGGAGGUGUGCAGGAGGCAGCUGAUUGAUGUUUCUCUCUCAUCGAUGUUUCUAACUCUCUAUCCCUCUCCCUUCCUCUCUGUAAAAAACCAAUAAAAUAUAUUUUUUAAAAAAGAAAAAGAAACCACCCCCUGCAGGGCCUCGGCUGUCCUCGGGUCCGCCAGGGGUCAGCCGCCUCUGUGGUUGAGUCAGAUGCUGGGUUUGCAAAAUUAAGUCCAAGAGCUGCAUCUCAGCCUCGGCGCCCAGCCCCGGGAAGCAGGACAGCCUCGCGUGUGCUGUCAAGUUUCCGGCUGCGCCUCCUCACCAGCCCCGGAAGUGGCGGUUUCGCACCAGCCCCCUGGUCUCGUGGAAGCUGGUCUUUGGCCACCGGCUCUCUGUUGCCUUGCUCUGCGAUUAUUCAAGCUGACACUGAGCACGUGGCCACGUUUCGCUAACUGCAGGAGCCUGUUUAUUCCAAGUUCAUCAUGGGUGGAAGCAGCCUGAGUCGUUCUCACACAAGGGGCUCUCUUUCCCUUUCCAUGGUCAGACAAAGGCUGUCACGAUGCCAUGGGUGUACAUAAGGCCUAAGACACUGCAGAAAGUUCUAGACUAGGAAAAGGGGGUCUGAGGCACACACACUAGAAAUAGUAAGGCAGCACAUCCAGGUGACACCUGGGAACUGCUAGGAGCAGCUGAGCCGGAACUGCACCGGCAUCACCUGGGCAGACUACAAGACGGUGGUUACGGAAGAGGCAGCUCGGUGGGUUAAAACGACGCCCUCGCCACACAGAUCAAACCUGGUAAAUAAUUAGGUCCCUUUAAGCAGUCACCUGACAACGUUCAGCUGGAGAAAGUCUCCCCGGGAAGCUCCCUGGAAGGACCUCUUUGCCAUGUAUCGCCGACUCUGGAUCCCUCUCGGUAAAUGCUGACCUAGAUGGACUUCCAGGAACCAGUCAUGCCCCUGCCUAGAAAACACCGUAACGAGGGGAAACCUUUGGGAAUGUUACACUGGGAGGAGGGGAACGUGAAAUGGCCCAUCCGACCCCAUGGCCGUUGUAUAUAGACUAGACGUGGUGAUGUGUAAACGCAUUGUACUCUGUGCUUGGUUGGUAAAACAACAGGGCCCUGGGAAACUCGUGUGAGGAAGGAAGGUCUUUGUUUUGGGGAUGAUAACGGGAUGUCUUGUCUUUUGCCUACAGCCUUGUGUUGAAUUCCCUCCCCACUUGGCCUCCACAUGAGCUAACAGGUUUAACAAGUUCUCUCUCCCCUGUAUGUGGGUUAUGGUCUUUCAUCUUGGAAUCUAACUUGAAUAAAACCAUCAGAUUGCUGUUUGAAAUAA